CAAGCUGUUCGCCAACAAUCCAGACGCCUGCCAUGCAUGAGAGCCAGACGUACCAUGUGCUCCAGAAUCAGAACCAGACGCCUUUCCCAGUGAUUUCAUCUCCGCUGCCAAGCUGGUCUACUAACUAUCAUGAAUACAGUGACCCCUCUCCACAGCAGUGGCAGUAUGAUGAACCAGUUAUCAACCAGCACGUCAGUGGAUCCUACCUGUCGAUGCUGAACAGCUCUUUCGAGACAGAGCAGACUGAAACUAGAUGCCAGGACUCCACUGUUGAAAGAUUGGAAAGACGCAUUGCUGAACUAGAAUCACAGGUGAAAGAUCUGCAGCAGGAGAGGCACAAGACUUCGGUAACACCACCCAGAAUGCCCCAGAUGCCAAAAAGCUUGCAAAACUUCAGCAAUACUAUGCAGAAGGCAACGCUACCGACAAAUGGGUCGAUGCAGACGAAUAGGUCUUCGCUGCAGACAAAUGGGUCGCCAGCAAAUGGGUCGCCAGCAAAUGGGUCGUCAGCACAUGGGUCGUCAGCACAUGAGAUCAUUGAAAGCGCGAUCGGAUUUGAGAGGAGAAUGCCCAAGGCACUGGCAAAAGCUAUGAGAGCUGUAUUUACAGAGGAGCAGCUGGCCACCUGUUCGUUCAAGGGUGGCAUAACCACCAAUGGGGAUCCUCGUGUCGGCCUACCAGAGGCUGAGCGAGAAGCUGUCAUUGGUAAUAAUCUUGAAUUAAAACUAUAUAUGGCAACAGGUUUUUAA
Dreissena polymorpha is the source of this 749-nucleotide messenger RNA. RefSeq lists its product as uncharacterized. The transcript is spliced from 6 exons. NCBI's taxonomy places the organism in Eukaryota, Metazoa, Mollusca, Bivalvia, Myida, Dreissenidae. The coding region runs from base 33 to 749 and encodes 238 amino acids. The record is from RefSeq and is a predicted model, not a curated record.